AUGGAUGACCUGGCGCCAUUGAGCCAGCUGCUGGAGAGGACCAAAGUGCGGGACAUUGCUGCUGACCAACAAGACAUCGUUUCCCUGCAGCACAACAACACGGUGGGCGAGGCGCUGCGCCAGCUGGCGGCGGCGCGCGUGCUGUCGGCGCCGGUGGUCGUCAGCAGCGGGCUGGAGGACUUUGAGAAUGGCGGCCUGCCGCCUGGGGACGCGGCGCCCUCCCUCCUCGGAUGGCUGGACGUGAGUGACGUGGUGAGGGCGUUCCUGGGGCACCUGCAUGAGAAGAAGGUGGCGCUGCCAAAGAGCAUGCUGCAGUUGAUGGCGCUGCUGGAGAAGGAGGGGCCGGACUUUGCUGACAAGAUGCUGGUGACCAUCGUGGGGGGCGAGGACCGCGGCCUGCUGUACCAGGCCGACGCGGGCACCAGCGUCAUCGCCGCCAUCCAAGGUUAG
Monoraphidium neglectum is the source of this 450-nucleotide messenger RNA. RefSeq lists its product as hypothetical. NCBI's taxonomy places the organism in Eukaryota, Viridiplantae, Chlorophyta, Chlorophyceae, Sphaeropleales, Selenastraceae. The coding region runs from base 1 to 450 and encodes 149 amino acids. The record is from RefSeq and is a predicted model, not a curated record. The transcript has 6 exons.